This is a messenger RNA of Striga hermonthica, 1179 nucleotides long. The record is from the annotation of a GenBank genome assembly. Lineage: Eukaryota; Viridiplantae; Streptophyta; Magnoliopsida; Lamiales; Orobanchaceae.
AUGAAUUCAACAUCCAGUGGCAUAUCCAAUGCUCUUGAACUACCUGGAAAAUCAUCUGAGAUGGAGAAGGGGCAAGUGUCCGAGAGCAGCUUGACUUCUGCUGCUGCUUUUGUGGAAGGUGGAAUCCAAGAAGCAUGUGAUGAUGCUUGUAGUAUAUGCCUCGAAGCUUUUUGUGAUAGUGAUCCUUCCACGGUGACGAGUUGCAAGCAUGAAUUUCAUCUCCAAUGCAUUCUCGAGUGGUGCCAGAGAAGCUCGCAGUGCCCUAUGUGUUGGCAGUCCAUCAGCUUGAAGGAUCCAAGCAGCCAAGAACUGCUCGAUGCUGUUGAGCAUGAGAGGAAUAUGCGUAUGAAUCCACCAAGAAAUACCACUAUAUUUCACCAUCCAACUCUUGGAGACUUUGAGUUGCAGCAUUUGCCGGUUAAUGCAACGGAAUCCGAACUCGAAGAAAGAAUUAUUCAGCACUUAGCGGCUGCUGCAGCAAUGGGUCGGGCCCGCCAGCUGGCACGGAGGGUAGGGCCCCACAGGUCCUCGGCUCAAGCCCGUCCUCAGUUCUUGGUUUUCUCGACAAAUACUAAUGGAAAUAAUCCCUCUUCUGCCUCGGCCCGUACCCAAGAGAGAGAAGGGAGUUUUGGGCCUCCUGCUGUGAAUUCUCCUUUGGUUAUUUCAGGUGAAGAUGCUUCACGGCCCGUCGGGCCACCUUCACCUGUCCAAACAGUGGCAAAUGAACACGGAACUUCUUCUGGCUAUAGGUCACCUAUCCGGACUUCUCCCGGAGGUCAAGAUAGAGCUGGGCCAUCCGAUCUUCAAUCAUUCUCCGAUAAUCUAAAAUCACGUCUUAGUGCAUUGUCAACGAGAUACAAAGAAUCAAUCACUAAGAGCACUAGGGGUUGGAAGGAGAGACUUUUUGCUCGAAAUAACUCAACGCCCGAAAUUCCCCUAACUACUGAAAUUCGUCAAGAUUCGGCUGGUCAAGGUGUUGCCACUGUGUCCCGAAUGAUGGAUCAUCUUGAAAUAGCUGAAGUUGCUCGAGCUAGUAAUGCUUCUGUGUCGAUAAAUCUCGAGGAUAGCUCGAGUACAAAUGCUACUGGACACCAAGCAAUUGAGUCGAGCAAUUUGAGUUUGAGUGAGGACACAUCAUCACAAGUUCCGAGUGCUGCCGCUAGUUCAGAAUUACAGUGA